Actinia tenebrosa (Australian red waratah sea anemone) is the source of this 3283-nucleotide messenger RNA. Its product is annotated as DNA mismatch repair protein Msh2. Gene Ontology annotation, cellular component: MutSalpha complex; nucleus. Gene Ontology annotation, biological process: mismatch repair; mitotic recombination. Lineage: Eukaryota; Metazoa; Cnidaria; Anthozoa; Actiniaria; Actiniidae. The record is from RefSeq and is a predicted model, not a curated record. Gene Ontology annotation, molecular function: ATP binding; mismatched DNA binding; ATP-dependent DNA damage sensor activity.
AUGGCUUUACAACCUUGUCAACAAAUAUCUUUAGAUAGCCCAGCAGAACAGGGUUUUCUGUCGUUCUAUCGCUCGCUUCCCGAGAAACUUGAAACAACAUUUCGCGUUUUUGACAGAUCGGAUUUUUACACUGUACAUGGCACUGAUGCUUUAUUUGCAGCAAAAGAGGUUUACAAGACAACAAGUGUUAUCAAACACCUUGGAGGUGACAAGAAGGUUCCAUCUGUUGUUCUGAGUAAAAUGAACUUUGAAUCCAUGUUGAGAGAUCUGCUUCUUGUACGCCAGUAUAGAGUUGAGCUUUAUAGAAGUAAAGGUGGCAAAAAUGCAAAUGUGUGGGAAAUUGUUGCUAAGGCAUCACCAGGAAAUCUACAUCAGUUUGAUGACAUCUUGUUUGGAAAUACAGAGAUGUCAGCAUCAGCAGUUGUCAUGGCGAUUAAGCUUGGGAAUGACAAUGGACAAAGGAUCAUUGGUGCAUCUUAUGCUGACAAUGCAGGAAGAAAACUUGGCUUAUCUCAGUUUUUAGACAAUGAUCARUUCUCUAAUUUACAGGCAUUUCUUGUUCAGCUUGGACCCAAAGAGUGUUUGCUACCACAGAAUGAUACAAAUGCUGACAUAGUCAAAGUACAAGAGGUUAUUCGCCAAUCAAAUAUACUCAUAACUGAACGAAAAAAAGGUGACUUUUCAAAUAAAGAUAUUGUGCAGGAUUUGAACAGACUUCUUAAACUUGGUCCUUCUGGGAACAGUGCAACAUUACCUGAAAUGGAUAUGGUACAUGCAACUGCAGCUAUGGCAUCUCUUGUUAAGUACCUUGAGCUCCUAUCAGAUGAUUCUAACUUUGGACAGUUUCAUCUGGAGUCAUUUGAUUUAAGUCAGUUUAUGAAGCUGGAUGCUGCAGCUGUGAGAGCUCUAAACCUUCUACCAAAUGUUCUUGAUGGUGGAAACAAGUCAAUGUGUCUUCUUGGACUCCUAAACAAGUGUAAGACUCCUCAAGGACAGCGCCUAYUGGCACAAUGGAUGAAACAACCACUGAUGGACAAGAGUAAAAUUGAGGAGAGACUUGAUCUUGUUGAAGUAUUUUUUGAAGAUACUGAGUUGAGACAGAUGUUGCAGGAAGAGCUGAAGAACUUUCCAGACUUUGCCAGACUGGCAAAGAAAUUUCAGAGGCAGAAAGCAACGCUACAGGACUGUGUCAGAAUCUAUCAGACAAUACAGAAGUUACCCUCCUUCCUUAAGCUCCUUGAAAGCUACCAUGGCAACCAUGAAAAACUAAUCAAAGAGUAUUUCAAGUCUCCCUUGCAGGAACUGCUAGAGGAUUUUGCAAAGUUAAGCGAGCUUGUGGAAACAACGAUUGACCUUGAACAAGUGGAAAACCAUGAAUAUCUUAUCAAGGCAUCCUUUGAUGAGGGACUUCAAGAGUGCAGAGAGAGAAUGGAUGAAAUAUUGGAAAAAAUUCCUUUGGAACUGAAUAAGGCUGGUAGAGACUUAGGUUUGGAACCAGGAAAAACUAUCAAACUAGAGUCUAAUAACCAGCUUGGAUAUUUCUUUAGAGUCACAAGAAAGGAAGAAAAAGGGCUGCGUAAUAACAAGCGAUAUAUCACUCUUGAUACAAGAAAAGAUGGCAUACGGUUUACAAACUCUUCACUGAAGCAGUUAAAUGAUGAGUUCCAGGGCUACAAAGAAACUUACAAUGAUGUUCAGAGCAAGCUAGCUUCUGAGGUGUUAAGGGUUGCUGGUGGUUACAGUGAACCAAUGCAAUCAAUGAGUGAUGUAACAGCACAGCUGGAUGUACUGGUCAGCUUUUCUCAUGUUUCUGCUAAUGCACCCAUACCAUAUGUAAGGCCAACCAUUACACCUCAAGGUGAAGGUGAUAUCAACCUCAUGUCAUCUCGUCAUCCUUGCCUUGAGAUGCAGGAAGAUGUUUCAUUUAUUUCUAAUGAUGUUGAGCUUCAAAAAGAUGAUAAAAUGUUUCUCAUAAUCACUGGUCCAAACAUGGGUGGAAAGUCUACAUAUAUUCGACAGAUAGGUGUAAUAGUUUUGAUGGCACAACUUGGUUGCUUUGUGCCCUGUUCCUCUGCUCAGAUAUCUAUUGUAGACUGUAUUCUAGCUCGUGUGGGAUCUGGCGAUAGCCAGCAGAAGGGCGUGUCAACUUUCAUGUCAGAAAUGCUCGAGACAGCUUCAAUACUCAGGUCAGCUACAAAAGAUUCCUUAAUCAUCAUAGAUGAGCUUGGCAGAGGUACAUCUACUUAUGAUGGGUUUGGCCUGGCCUGGGCUAUUUCUGAGUAUAUAGUAACAAAGAUCAAGUGCUUCUGUUUAUUUGCAACUCAUUUCCAUGAACUGACAGCUUUAGCUGAUGUUGUUCCCAUGGUAACCAACAUGCAUGUGACAGCCAUGACGUCUGAAGGCACUUUGACUCUACUCUACAAAGUUAAGCCAGGAGUAUGUGACCAGAGUUUUGGUAUUCAUGUUGCUGAACUGGCUCACUUCCCUCAAAGUGUAAUAGAGUUUGCAAAGCAAAAAGCUGCUGAGCUGGAGGAUUUUCAGGGUAGUACAGCAGAACUUGGUGAAGGAAUAGUUGAUCAACAUUCAGGAUGUUCUCCUUCCAAAAAGAGAAGAAAAAUUAAGCAGGAAGGAGAGAUGAUUAUCAAGGAAUUCCUAGACCAAGUAAAGAACCUGCCAAUGGACUCCAUGACAGAUGAUCAAGUUGUAAAAGAAGUAGAUCAGCUUAAACAAACUGUUCUGGAUAAAGAUAAUCCUUACAUACAAGAACUGGUUUCAAAUGAUGUCAGGUCUUCAAAGUGCCUAUCACCCUUCUGACAAUAAUCACAGUUGUAUUGAUUCUAAAUGAGGGUUAAUAUCAGUGUGAUAAAGCCGUGAAUGAAAACCGUAUCAAUGAAUUGAUAUGAUAUCAUUUCACAGUGAACUGGAAAUUAUUGUAAAUUUUGAUUUUUUUUCACAAUCACCUUUUCAUUAUCUAAAGAAAUAAUUUUGAAGGCUAAUAGGCACUAAUAACACAGGAUACAAAAAAAUAGGUGCUCAAUAAGUGCAUGUGGCUACUGCCAUAAGAAAUUGUUGUUAUGUAGGAAAGGAAUGGAGGAAGUUGGUAGCUGACUAUUGAGAUACAUGAAGGAUAUAUAGGUAAUUGAAUUAGCGGUGUUUGGUGAAAAAAAUGUAAAUGUUAAAAGUAAAGGUUUAUAUUGAAGAAAUAGAGAAACUCAUGUGCGUGUUGUGUGCUGUCAUAAAGCACGCGGGGGUUGGCAUAACGCGAGAGAAGUGUUAAGAGAUG